Molecule: messenger RNA, 3340 nt
Organism: Tripterygium wilfordii
Lineage: Eukaryota; Viridiplantae; Streptophyta; Magnoliopsida; Celastrales; Celastraceae
Product: trihelix transcription factor GTL1-like
Exons: 3
Coding region: 735-2993 (752 amino acids)
Source: RefSeq, a predicted model, not a curated record
UUUCACACACACAUGCACAUUCUCUCUCUUCUCUCUCUCUCUUAAUCAUCAUCAUCCUCAUAAUCGUCAUCUCCAUUCAUCUCUGUCCUUUCUCUCUCUACAUUUAUCAUUUUUAUCUCUCCUCCACAAGGUGAGUGACCCUUCCUUUUUGGGACAGUACAGGAGUGCUGCAGUGGAAUUCAUGAUGAUGGUAGUGGUGAUUAUUCUCUUCUUCGUAUUCUCCUCCUAAGCUCUCUCUCUCUCUCUAUAUCUAUUAUUCUCUUUUGCUUCUUUACUGCUGGACGACUUCUUCUUCUUCUUCUACAAAAACCCAUAUAUAAAGAUCAAAUCUUUUUAUUUAUCAGAAUAAGAAAAUCAAAUCUGAAGAGGGGAUGCAGCAGCACUAACUCAUAGGAGUUCUCUUUCCAGUUGUUUAAACUCUAAACCUCCCCCUUCUCUCCAAUCUCUUUCUCUCGUUUUCUUUCCUUUCUUUUAACAACCUAUUCAUCUAUUUCCAAUCUUUCCUUGCCCACCAUUUCUCAUCAACCAAGCAGUCCCCUCACCCCCUCUCUCAUAGAGAGGAGGGUGUGUGUAGCAAAAAAACCCAAUUGGUCUUAGAUUCAAGCAUGAAGACAAAGUUUGUCCAGCUCUGCCGCAAGUUGUACUUGAUUAGAAGGAGAAUUCUUGAUUGAGAAAAAGGAUGCAAGGAGGAAGUUGUACUUGAUUAGAACGAGAAUUCUUCAUUGAGGAAAAGGAUGCAAGGAGGAGGAGGAUCGCAAUCCCUAUAUGGGUUGUCUACAUCAACGGCUGAGAUUACUCCUCCUGCAACUGCAGGUUGUGACAGUACCCACUUGAUGGAACAGCCAGUAGUGGCUGCCUCACCCAUCAGCAGCAGACCGCCUGCCGCUGCCAGUUUGGAUGAGCUUAUGGGAUUGGCAGAACCAGCUGGAGCGGAUGAGGAUGGUUUAGAAGGCGGUGGAGGAGGCGGAGGCGGAGGAAGUGGUGGUGGCAAUAGAUGGCCCAGGCAAGAAACAUUGGCUCUAAUCAAGAUUAGGACUGAUAUGGAUACUGCCUUUCGUGAUGCCACCGUCAAAGGCCCUCUCUGGGAAGAUGUUUCCAGAAAACUAGCGGAGCUUGGAUACAGAAGAAAUGCCAAAAAAUGCAAAGAGAAGUUCGAGAACGUACACAAAUACUACAAGCGAACAAAGGAAGGCCGAGCCGGUCGUCAAGAUGGCAAGAGCUAUAAAUUCUUCGAACAGCUGGAAGCUCUCUACAACACCAACUCCGCCACGGCCACCGCCUCCACCAGCACCCACCACGUUUUAGCCUCCCAGGCAAUGCCGAUUACCACCGCCACGGCCGUAGCAGCCUCCGCUAGCCUUGAUGUCUCUCCUGUCUCUAUUGGGAUCCCGAUCUCAUCAGUUGGAAUUACUCAACCACCCCCUACUACUACUUCUGUCCGGAUGUCUUUCAAUGUGUUUCCUCAUGAUCUGACUGCCGCCAUGCCGUUGCCGCCCACGCCGCUUACUGGGUCUGCAGCUCCGCCUCCAGCGUUUACCGCUGGCGUUGGCUUUUCGUCGAACAGUUCGUCUUCUUCUUCUCAGGGUACUGACGAUGAAGAUGAAGAUGAUGAUGAUGAUGAGGAUGAUGAUGAAUUUGAACGACAACCACGGUUGAACGCAGCUGAAAGCAGCCGCAAAAGGAAGAGGCGGCCCGGUGGCAACAUUACGAGGAGGAUGAUGGAGUUCUUUGAGAAACUAAUGAAACAGAUGAUGCAGAAACAGGAGACAAUGCAGAAGAAGUUUCUGGAGAUAAUUGAGAAGAGAGAGCAAGAUAGAAUGAUCAGAGAGGAAGCUUGGAAGAGACAAGAAAUGGCAAGAUUGAGCCGAGAACACGAGCUUAUGGCUCAAGAGAGGGCCAUCUCUUCUUCCAGAGACGCCGCCAUUGUGUCAUUAUUACAGAAACUUACUGGGCAGACCAUCCAAUUGCCUCAACCUGUCACCAUCCCCCCAUUCACUCCGCCACCGCUGCCAGUGCCGCCAAUCCACCUGACCCCAUCCAUGCCGCCGCCGCCGCCACCACCAUCAGUACCACAACAGCAGCAACCGCGACAGCAACAGUCGCAAUCAGUUGUUUCAGAAGUACUAGAGCAGCAAAUUCCACCCCAGGAUGUUAGUGGUGGCGGGACCUACGAAUCCAUCUCAUCGAGAUGGCCAAAGGCGGAGGUUCUUGCGCUAAUAAAUUUGAGAAGUGGGCUUGAAUCAAGGUACCAAGAGGCGGGUCCUAAAGGUCCACUCUGGGAAGAGAUUUCAGCAGGGAUGACCAGGUUGGGUUACAAGAGGAAUUCCAAGAGAUGCAAGGAAAAAUGGGAGAACAUCAACAAAUACUUUAAGAAAGUGAAGGAAAGUAAUAAGAAACGGCAGGAAGACUCCAAGACUUGCCCUUACUACCAUCAACUCGACGCACUUUAUACGAAAAAGGUUGUCAGCAGCACCAGCGGAGGAGGUGGUUCAAGCACCGGUGGCACUGCAGAGCAGUGGCAGCAGCAGGAGAGCACAAACAUUGAGCCUCUGCCGGCAACAAGGCCGAGCAAUUUGCCUGUUUUGACACCAUCACCGCGCGUAGAACAAGCCUCCACCGAGUCACAAAACAAAAAUGUAAGCUUGGCAAGCAGCCUUUUUGAAGAAGGAAAUGGAGGAGAAGCAUCAGAGGAGCCAGAAGACCUUGUGAAGGAGUUAAUGGAGAAGCAAGCAGGGCAGACACAACAGCAGCAGCAAUCCCAUCAGCAGCAGCGACAACAGUUAACGGUUGACGACUAUGACAAGACGGAGGAAGCUGCUGCUGAUAGUGAGAAUACUGAAGUGGAAGAUGAAGAUAUUGAAGAUGAUGAGGAUGAUGAAUUAGAAGAGGAGAGGAAGAUGGAUUACAAGAUAGAGUUUCAAAGACCGAACACAGGCGGCGCCUCUAAUGGAGGAGGAAAUGGAGCACCCUCCUUCAUGGCCAUGGUUCAAUAGCAGCAGCAGCAGCAGCUCCAGAGUGUAACAUAUGUACCUACACUUGUUCAGAAGCUCAAACAAGAUAAAAAGGCCUAACCACCAUAAAUUCUUCCUUUAUACUUCUCAUUUUUCUUCUUUCUUUUUUGCUUUUGGUUCCUUUUAUCAUCUGUCAAAUGUUCUUCUUUAUUUUUCUUCUCUUGAUCAAUCAGAUCAUUCCUUUCCAUUUAUUGAUUAAUUUGUUGGUGAAUAAAGUACUUUUUAUAGGGAAAAUGGGAAGGAUUGGUCUAAGUGUAGAGGGAAUAAGCUUUGACAUUAGCUUUGGAUAAUAAGAAUUUAUUUAUCUUUGAUCAUAUUGAUUCUGUAAA